Messenger RNA from Trichophyton benhamiae CBS 112371, 627 nucleotides. RefSeq lists its product as uncharacterized. The coding region runs from base 1 to 627 and encodes 208 amino acids. The transcript is spliced from 2 exons. The record is from RefSeq and is a predicted model, not a curated record. NCBI's taxonomy places the organism in Eukaryota, Fungi, Ascomycota, Eurotiomycetes, Onygenales, Arthrodermataceae.
AUGGAUAAAAGAAGAAGAGGAAGAAAGAGAAAGGAGAAAGAGAAAGGAGAAAGAGAAAGAGAAAGAGAGAGAAAAGGAGAAAAUCCCCAAGUUUUAAGGGCGAGAUCGCAAAAUGACACCAAAAAAAGAAACAGCAAACAGCCGCGAUACGAUAUUGGUAAUUACCGAGCUGCCCCUGGCGAUGAGUGGGGCCGCGGGGCAGUAGCGCAGCUCGUCGAUUGGCUGAGAGCGGCGCCAGCUCUGAAACAGGACCCGGCGCCUGGGCUGGCAAGGCCAAUCAGUGGCGGACGGCGCUGGUCCAGCAUCACACCGUCGUCGAUUGAGGCCCUGGCUGGGUGUGAAGCUUGGCGAGACGGUGUCUUACCUGGUGAAAGGGAGAUUGGUCGGCGGACGGUGAACCGCAUUGACUAUUUGCUCGGUCGCAUGAGGCAGGAUGGGGUGGAGGAGCAGCAGUGUGUCCGAGUUUCGAGUCCACUCAGGAGGCCACUGAGAGCUGUGGUGGUGGUGGUGGUGGACAGGCUGCCGAGCAGCGCAGAAGCAGGAAAGCCUGCUGUCCGUCGCGAUGAUCAACAUGCCAUCCAUGCCAUGCCCUCAAUGGAGCCUGUAACUCAUCUUGCUGCUGCCUGA